AUGGCGGGACAUGGCGUGUUCACUGUCACCGAUAACGAACUCUUCGACUACUACCCGGUCUGCUAUCUCAAGAACAACGCCAGCAACGAUGAUGAGAAUUGUGUUCCAGCUAAAGGCAAAGGCAACAACUUUGUGUUCAAUUUGGACCCAAGUUUGCUUAUUGACCCAAGCUGCGUUAUGGUUGGUGAAAUGCUCGGAGAAGGGCCGCAGGCGAUUGUCUAUGAAGGAUUGUACAAUUCCAAACCUGUUGCUGUGAAAAUCAUACAGCCAGAUGAAACAGGUGUUAUCAGUCCUGAACGCAAGGAAAAAUUUCAGAGGGAGGUGACGUUGCUGUCAAAGGCGAGACAUGAAAACAUUGUGAAGUUUAUCGGUGCGUCUGUGAAACCAACUAUGAUGAUAGUUACUGAGCUUAUGAGAGGUGGCACAAUUCAGAAGUACUUGUGGAACACCCGCCCCGUAAUUCCUGACUUGAAGCUUUCAAUAAGUUUUGCAUUGGAUAUAUGUCGAGCUAUGGAGUACUUGCAUGCAAAUGGCAUCAUACACCGUGACUUGAAGCCAAGCAAUCUACUUCUUACAGAAAACAUGAAACAAGUGAAGCUGGCUGACUUUGGGCUUGCUAGAGAGCAGAUAGAAGGUGCAAUGACUAGUGAGGCUGGAACAUAUCGGUGGAUGGCUCCUGAGUUAUUCAGCACAGAACCAGUUCCAAGAGGUGCAAAGAUAGAUUAUGAUCACAAGGCAGAUGUCUACAGUUUCUCAAUAGUUCUGUGGGAGUUGCUCACGAACAAAACUCCAUACAAGGGAAGGAGUAACGUAAUGGUGGCAUAUGCUACAGCCAACAAUGUACGGCCUAACCUGGAGGACAUUCCAGAGGGUAUUAUUCCUCUACUGGAGUCCUGCUGGGCAGAAGACCCCAAGGACCGACCAGAAUUUAUGGAAGUCACCGAUUAUCUCUCCAACUUCUACCAGGAACAUUGCUUACAGGAGACCAAACCUCCUCCUAAGGUCAUUGAGACUGAAGAUAAUGAGAGGAACAUUAAAGAAGAAGAUUCGCCAAGCACCACCCAACAACAUGUGAUUGAGACACCUGAAGAAGAGAAAAGGGUUAAAAGGCGCAAGAAGAGUUGGAAGAGUUGGUCAUCGGGGUGGUUCUGUUUCUCUUGUUUGGCUCAUUGACCAAAUGGCAUGGUGACUGGUGAGUUCUGUUUUAGCGGAGGGGCUUUAAGCCCAGGCUAGGAAUUCAUGCAUGUAGGAUGUUGCAUCGGCUGUUCUCUUAGUUUUUGUUGUAUACA
Rosa rugosa (rugosa rose) is the source of this 1289-nucleotide messenger RNA. Its product is annotated as serine/threonine-protein kinase STY46. Gene Ontology annotation, molecular function: ATP binding; protein kinase activity. The coding region runs from base 1 to 1173 and encodes 390 amino acids. Gene Ontology annotation, biological process: protein phosphorylation. The transcript has 6 exons. The record is from RefSeq and is a predicted model, not a curated record. Lineage: Eukaryota; Viridiplantae; Streptophyta; Magnoliopsida; Rosales; Rosaceae.